This is a messenger RNA of Oncorhynchus masou masou (cherry salmon), 1325 nucleotides long. RefSeq names its product putative nuclease HARBI1. The transcript is spliced from 3 exons. The record is from RefSeq and is a predicted model, not a curated record. Bases 382 to 933 code for a protein of 183 amino acids. Lineage: Eukaryota; Metazoa; Chordata; Actinopteri; Salmoniformes; Salmonidae.
UCCUUUCUGCUCUGACAAUGGCAUGCCCAUUCGUGCGAGAUGUGGUGGAUGAAGAAGCACUUGUGCUGAGGAGAGCCUUCAGGCGAGAAAGGGUCUUCAGGGACCGGUUGGACCCACUGGCCUUCCCUGAUGACCAUCUAUAUGAAAGAUACAGGUUUUCUGCAGAUGGCAUCAGGUAUCUAUGCAGACUACUGGGUCCCAGGAUUAAGCACCGCACUGCACGGAGCCAUGCACUGAGUGUGGAGCAAAUGGUUUGUGUGGCCUUGCGCUUUUUUGCUAGUGGAGCCUUCCUGUACUCAGUGGGGGAUGCAGAACAGCUGAACAAGGCCACAAUUUGCCGCACAAUAAGGAGUGUGUGUCUGGCUAUCAAAGCAUUAGCAGAUGUCUUCAUCUCCUUCCCUGGCCACAGAAGACUCUGUGACAUCAAAGAGGAGUUCUAUAGGAUUGCAGAUGGUCUGCAAUGCUGACUGUGUGAUCAGCAAUGUUGUGGCAAAAUGGCCUGGCUCAGUCCAUGACUCCAGAAUCUUUCGGGCCUCUGAAAUCUAUCAGUGCCUAUCACAAGGUGAAUUCUCUGGUGUGUUGCUGGGAGACAGGGGGUAUGGCUGCCAGCCUUUUCUCCUGACACCUUUCACAGACCCCCAGGAAGCACAGCAGGCCUACAACCAUGCCCAUGCCAGGACCAGGGCCAGAGUUGAAAUGACCUUUGGCCUCCUGAAGGCACGCUUUCACUGCCUUCACAAAUUAAGGGUCAGCCCUGUUAGGGCAUGUGAUAUUACUGUGGCUUGUGCUGUCCUCCACAAUGUGGCCUGCCUGAGGAAGGAGAGGGCCCCCAGAGUGCCACCAGCCAUGGACUGGGACAAUCCGGCAAUCUUCCCUGAUGACGACAGUGGUCGGCUGCUGAGGGACCAAUAUGUGUUGAAUUAUUUUAGUUAGUAUGUGUGCUUUCAAUUUUGGUUAAAUAUGUCCUGCGGUGGCAGAGGAAUUUGGGUUUUUUUGGGUUCGUUUUUUGACGAAUUUGGCCUCUUAUGAUGUUUGUGCGGUAUACUGUGUGUAAUACAAGGCUGCAGGGAGGCUACUGCAUCCAUUCAUUUGUCUGUUCAGUUGAUGUGUAUGGAUUUGUCCUGCAUUUAUUUUAGUGUGCAGACAUGCAGGGUGUGUUAUAUACAGACCUUUGAAUGUGUAUGUAUCAUUUUGUAUAAUAUGCUUGGAUUCUGUGCUUUCCAUCUUGUAGAGUCACUGUGACUUCAGUUUCGAAAGGAGCUGAUGGUUUACCUGCUUUGUUUUGUCCUUAUUCAAUAAAGGAACAUAAUGUUACACAUUGUGUU